CUCGACAGAGAAAUAAUUUGCAGUCGGAUUUAGUCAACAAGCAUAAACACCAAACGUUUAUUUUAAUAAAAUUAUGGACUAUUUAAUUAAUGUCAAAAGGAGCAAGGAAAUGCAAUUUGUCAUCAUGGUUCGGGUUAAAAGGCAUAACACCUAGCUGGUCAUGGCAAUGGAAACAUUCAAUGUGUUUCGGGGUGAGUAGUCGCGUUUCCAGGGCGGACUCACCGCUACGCUGGUAGUCAAGGUAAACAGCGGCGGAUGCGUCCUCAGAGCACCGGACACGGCCUCAAAGCCAGCACCGCGUGAAUACAUGCUGAGCUGACCCAGUUACUCCUCAUUCAACAGUUGAACAUCUGAAGAAUCACUCUUCAUUGGCACCCAACUGAAAAUGCAAAAAAUUGACGGGAAAAGUUCAGGUUCUGGACAUGAUGUGCAUACACAUCUUCCUUCGUCAAAAUGGAUUCAGCAUCAUGGGCUCAAGAAAAGCAGAUUAACUCUGUCUCAAAUUCUAUCACAGAUUGGAUUUAAACACAGGGAAGAUUUUGACUGCAGGUUGCAAAAGUCUGUGUCUUCAUGUUAUGGUGAAGGAUUGUUUCAGCAGUAUUUGAGAAAAGAUGGCAGAAUUUAUAACAUAACAGCCAAUCAAGAACAGCUUCAGCAAUUUGUUGUGUCUCUGACCAAGGCGAUCAAGUUCUACCAGCAGCGACUGGAGUGGUUAAGCAGUGGGAGCCGCCAACUCUUUGGAGUAAUUCAGGAGCGAUGCAUCACUAUUGUUUUAGACUUUGCCCCAAUGUCCGAGAGCUUGUUUCACCUUUGCUGCCAUGUUCUUUGCAUGGUUCUCCAGGAGCAAGUGGCACUGAUUGGAAAGAUCAACCUUAUUAGGGCUGCUGAAGAAAUGGAUAUGUGGCAGGACAAAGCUGUUCCUGUUAGCUUUCAGGCAGUAGUCUCAGCAAUCGACUGGAUAGGGAAUCUUCGCCAUAUGCCAGUUACCAGCAAGACAAGUUCCGUGGAGGCUGUGUUGCAAGCAACAAGUGAUAAAACUAUUGAAGCUGUUUACUUUUUUGCUGCUGGUGAUGGUCCUCAGGGGAUGAGAGAACUUUUGCGUCAGAAGUUGGCAAACAGCCCCUGUCCAGUCCACACCAUCUCAUUCAAUGCCAAAGAGGAAGCAACAGUGCGGUUUCUGAAAGAACUGGCUCAUUGCGCUUCAGGAAGGUUCCAUGCAUUUGGUCUAAUUAAUGGAUACGAAGAGGAGGAAGUAUCAUUUACCAACGGCUUGAAUGACUCUGACACUCAGGUUCCAAAGAUUCACAGGAAACUUAUUGGCGGCGUGCCACCAGGAGCUGGAGUCAGAGAAGAUGUGUUUCUCAUCUGGAGUGAGAUAGAGGAAGCCAGAAACACAUUGGCAGAAGUUCAAACCAUUGCUGCAGGGCCCCCUCGGACCACGUUUAACGCAGUGCCUGUGUACCAGCCAAUACCACCAUCAAAAAUAGAAGAUUAUAUCACUUCAGAGAAAUGGCUUGAGAAAUAUGGGUUGAAGGCUCGUAAACUGAUGUUCCAUGAUGCACUUGUCGACUGUGCCUUUCGGCACUCUGAUGGCGUGGUGGACAUUAAGGGAAAGCCAGUGAACGAGUGCAUUCAGACUGAUGCAGAAUCUAAUAUGAAAUUGGUGAAUGCCAAGUACUGCAGCCACUUUGCACACACCCAGUGGAAAGAUGGUUCUGUAAUGCAUGUCUACAUCACCGCUGAAAAGUGCAAACAAUACCAACAGAAAAUGAAGACUGCACUGGAGCAGAUGCAAAGAAGAAUUAACUGGCUUCAGAAAGGGAGCAGGGAGCUGUUUGGGACAAUAAUUGAGGAUCAAAUAUAUAUCCUGGUUGAUACCUCUCAAUCCAUGAAAGAUAAACUGGAGUUGGUUCAAAGAAAGAUCUUUCAGCUCAUGCAGGAACAGCUCAGACACAAGAGCAAGUUCAAUUUUGUGAAGUUUGAUUCCAGAGUUGAACCUUGGCAGGAGAAGUUGGCAGAUGUGACUGAGAAAAAUAUCGAAAGUGCUUGGUCUUGGAUCCAAGGACUUCAGGUUGGAGGUUCCACGAACACGCUGGGAGCUAUCCGAUUUGCUUUAGCCGAUGCCGGCACUGAAGCUGUCUACCUACUCUCUGAUGGAAGGCCUGAUCAGCCUCCAAAAACCAUUUUUGCUCAGGUGCAGCUAGCCCAGCCUGUCCCUAUUCAUUCCAUUGCAUUUAACUGUGAUGACACCGAAGCCAACAGAUUUCUAUACGAACUUUCGGAGAAGACUGGUGGACGAUUCCACUCCUACAACUGUGAUAUGAGGGAGGCCAAAAACCCCCCGCCGUUUGUGAGUGAAGAUAUCUGCCUACUGAAGAAGGAGAUUGAGAAGGGAAAGGAAGAUUUGGAGAAGGUGGAAAAACUUCAUGCAGAGUGCAUAAUGCUGGACUGGUAUCAUAACAGUGAAGGAUCCAGACCAAACAACAAUGUUGCUAUUGAUAUUCCAAUUAAGAGGCCAGCCUGGAGCAACAACACAGCUCAGGUCCAUUCCUUAGAUACCAGGAGCCCUUUGAGACCCAGUUCAGCUUUGGAUUGGAUUCCUACCACACACAGAAACCACUGGGGCAGAUACCAUAUCCACAGUUUAAAUACAGCCAAGAAAUCAAAGGAGCUUCAGAAGAAAAAAAUCCUGCUUGCAGCACACACAAACUCUAGCCUACUUAGGAGUUUAAGUAAUGGUGUUAAAGUCAAUGAGAGUUUGCUGGAUGGAUGGAUGCUUCCAGAAAACAAGGAGCUGUUCGUGAAUAAUUAUAACAAGGAAUUGAAGGUCCUGAAUGGCCUUAGUAAAUCAGAAACUCCACCUAUAGAGCCAGGAAGGCAAGUUGUAAACUCUCUGGAUGUUUCUUCCACUCAGUGGCUUAAGACAAAUAGCCUGAUUGCCAAGCGACUCACGAUAAUGGAUGCUCUUGCACCAACUGCUGUCCCUCAGACUGCAAAGUAUGUCCCAGUCUUGGACAAGUAUAUUGUAUCCAAAGUCUUUGAUGAGGUGCUGCCUUUAGCUCACGUCAGCAGCAACAGCAAGAAGCAAAUUACACUUAUUAAUCCGUUGGCUGUGAACCUGAAGGACUACAAAGUGAGGCUUCGCCAAGCUAUCCAGACUUAUGAAAAGCGUUUGAAUUUGAUUAUCUGGAGAACAUUAUCUCAAGAGGAGCGAGAUAGGUUCAGCAGCGAUAAACCAAUUUCAUUUCGAGAGCAUAAGGAGGCAUUACUCCAGGCUCUGGAUAGAAUGGGCUGGCCAAUUCCUCAGGAGGACGUUACUCUGUUAGAGGAUGAAAUCUCCACUGGCUACUCAUAUGAACAGCAAGCCUCUGAUCUCCAGAAAGCUGCGAAGGUGAAGGAGUUGGGGACCCUGACUGACAGCAGAAGGAACCAUAGACCCUCUGUAAAAAAAAUCACAAAACGGACCAGGAGAAUUUUGGAUACUUUCAGAGGGCAGAGGGUAAUUGCAAGGUCAGAGGUUGAUGGCUUUUAUUAUCCAGGCAUUAUAAUCAGGUGUGUUGGUGUCAGAAAAGUUUUGAUUGAUUUCACCAAAGGAGACACUCAGAUUACGCCAACUCAGUUUGUAAUCCAGGUUGGAGGAGCUGUACCUUGUCCCGUAUUAAAGGUUGGAGACUUUGUUUUGGUUCGUAGCAAUGUGCACUCAGAAAAUGAUUGUUAUAAGCCUGGUGUGGUCAUAGCAACCCCAAACAAACACAGGGCUGAUGAUAAGUUUUAUACGGUUUUGAAAUACAACAACAAAAGGGAACUUUCAUUCCGUAAUGGACUGAUUAAAAUCAGCUCAACUCAGUAUUCCUUCACCAGUCGUUACAUAAGAGAGGCUCAGAUGACAGAUCACACAAUACAUAGUGUGCAAUUUAUAAAGCCCAUUUCGAAACCAGUUAAAUCACAGGAACUGCAAGGAAGCUUGUCACCUUCUGACGAAAGACACAGGACAAAUCCAAAGGAAAGUGCGAAACUCAAGAAAUAUCAUAGAAUGCGCAAGGAUUCUUCAUUUGCUGAGGACUGUGAAUGGCGGUCAGGCUCUGGAUCAGAAUCCAAACCGAAAGAGUUGAAUUCUUCAACUGAAAGCGAUAGUCAUGAAAACUCAUACAACUCUCAACCAGAACUGUCUUUGUGAUUUCACCACAUCUGGAAUAUGUAGUAAAUAAGACCAUAAGAUAUAGGAUCAGAAUUAGGCCAUUUGGCCUAUCGAGUCUGCUCCACCAUUUCAUCAUAGCUGAUAGAAUUUUCCUCUCAGCCCCAAUUUCCUGCCCUCUCCCCAUAUCCCUUCAUGUCCUGACCAAUCAAGAAUCUUCAAUCUCUCUAUAUGAUUCAUCUGGUGCAGAAUCACAGGGAUCUGUAACAGAAUGAGGCCAUUUGCUGAUCAUGUCAAUGUUGGAAUUAAGGACUGGAAACUCCCAUUUGGAAACUCUUCUCUCAGAGGGUAGUGAAAGUUUUCUACUUUCAGAAACCAGAUCAUUGGAUAUAGGAUACUCAAGGGGGAAAUCUUUGAAAGAUUGAGGAAUCGGGGGGUUUUGAAGAUCCAGCACAGAAGAGGUGUUGAGGCCAUUGCAGAUUGGCUAUGAUGAAAUUGAAUGGUGGGGCAGCUAGAGGGGCCAGGGGACCUAUUCAUGUUCCCACUUUCUUGUGCCAUUGUGAAAGAGGAAUAAAAUCCUGUA
This is a messenger RNA of Mobula hypostoma (lesser devil ray), 4718 nucleotides long. RefSeq names its product von Willebrand factor A domain-containing protein 3B-like. The record is from RefSeq and is a predicted model, not a curated record. NCBI's taxonomy places the organism in Eukaryota, Metazoa, Chordata, Chondrichthyes, Myliobatiformes, Myliobatidae. The coding region runs from base 386 to 4177 and encodes 1263 amino acids. The transcript has 28 exons.